Molecule: messenger RNA, 3737 nt
Organism: Melanotaenia boesemani (Boeseman's rainbowfish)
Lineage: Eukaryota; Metazoa; Chordata; Actinopteri; Atheriniformes; Melanotaeniidae
Product: cell wall protein DAN4-like
Exons: 13
Coding region: 71-3154 (1027 amino acids)
Source: RefSeq, a predicted model, not a curated record
UCAUGUUUUUUUCCGUGUAGCAGAAUAUUUAAGGCGAGCUGCACAUGUUGAGGUAGAAGAACUCGACAGGAUGGGUUCCCUUACGCUGCUUCUGCAACUGCUGAUGUUCACACCUGCAUGUACAUCCAGUCACAUAGGUGCAUCACUGGCUUUCACCCCCAAAGGAAGGAAUUCAAAUGGGCGUUAUGAGGUAGAUUUUCGCUACAAGCCAACUGGAAAUGAUUUCCAUACGUAUUCCCAAGGUUGUACAUAUGGAGAAUGUGGAUAUCCGACCGAGAUCUAUGCUGAAACAACUGCCCGUAAUUCCUAUGGCCUCACCUGGCACCAAACUGAGUUGUUAUUACGAAGAGAGCUCAACACCAACCUCCCCUUUGAUGUAAUGUACCCUGAGUAUGCCAUGUUCUACAAUGAUCCGACUUUCUGGAUCGAAAAUCACAGAGGCUCACGUGUUUCAUGGAGAAUGUUGACACAUGUGGACCUGGGAACUCGAUCUGAUACUGGAGAAUCAAACCGUUCUCCCAUCACUACCAUACUUCCAAUUAUCAGAGUAACACAGAAGUGCCCUCGAACAUUCAACCUCACCGUGUUUGACCCUGAUGGUGACAGCGUGAGAUGCAGACUGGAAACAUAUGCAUAUGGAUUACAUUACCAUGAAACAUGUUCGCUGUGUAACCUUGACUCAGCUUUCACUUUAGAUCAGAAUUCGUGCUCCCUUACAUACAGAUACAGUACUAUCAGUGGAUACCAUCCAAUUGAGCUUGUGGUGGAAGACUUUCCCAACAAUGAUAUCACACUGUUCUACUCUGAUGGCUCUUACACAAGAAAAACACCCCUUUCAGUUAGCAGAAGUAAACGUCAAGUUGUAGAUCCAUCUUUGAACACCACAGCUGGACCAGUCAAUGCAACAGCUCCUCCAACCACGACCACAGCUAGACCAGUAAAUGCAACAGCUCCUCCAACCACCACCACAGCUGGACCAGUCAAUGCAACAGCUCCUCCAACCACCACCGCAGCUAGACCAGUAAAUGCAACAGCUCCUCCAACCACCACCAGAGCUGGACCAGUCAAUGCAACAGCUCCUCCAACCACCACCACAGCUAGACCAGUAAAUGCAACAGCUCCUCCAACCACCACCGCAGCUGGACCAGUCAAUGCAACAGCUCCUCCAACCACCACCACAGCUGGACCAGUCAAUGCAACUGCUCCUCCAACCACCACCACAGCUAGACCAGUCAAUGCAACAGCUCCUCCAACCACCACCGCAGCUAGACCAGUCAAUGCAACAGCUCCUCCAACCACCACCGCAGCUAGACCAGUCAAUGCAACAGCUCCUCCAACCACCACCGCAGCUAGACCAGUCAAUGCAACAGCUCCUCCAACCACCACCACAGCUAGACCAGUCAAUGCAACAGCUCCUCCAACCACCACCACAGCUAGACCAGUCAAUGCAACAGCUCCUCCAACCACCACCGCAGCUAGACCAGUCAAUGCAACAGCUCCUCCAACCACCACCGCAGCUAGACCAGUCAAUGCAACAGCUCCUCCAACCACCACCGCAGCAAGACCAGUCAAUGCAACAGCUCCUCCAACCACCACCGCAGCUAGACCAGUCAAUGCAACAGCUCCUCCAACCACCACCACAGCUGGACCAGUCAAUGCAACAGCUCCUCCAACCACCACCACAACAGCUGGACCAGUUAUUACAACAGAUCCCCUAUCAACCCCCACACCUGGACCAUUGACUACCACACCAUAUUACAGGGCAUCAGCACCUCGUUUGAGCAGGAUUCCUUUGGAUUUUACUGUUUUUGUGGACUCCCAUGACAUCCCUUCAUGUCUGGAUGGCGAUUAUUUUCCCCUUUUCUUGUCACCAACUCCAGCGCAUGGUGCACACCUUCCUGCAUUUGUCAACCAUAGCCUUGAAAUCAAAGUCAGAUCUACAACCCAAUAUACAGAGAUAAUUGACCUGAUAGUGACGGGACCACGAGGCUUUUCAAAGCAGAAAGUCUCCACAGACUCAUACCUGAUUACAUGGACACCAACUGAAAUUGAACUUAAUGAACAUCUCCCUUUUUGCUUCGUGUCUGAAGCAAAAGAUGGACAAAACCGAGUCUUCCAUUCAGAGCUGCGCUGUGUCAUGGUUGAUGUUGAGCAACAUGAGGCCACUGUGACCUGCAAUGAAACAACUGUAACCGUUGAAGUGAAGAAGACCCCCCAUAUCAAACUCAACGAAAACAAACUGCACCUGAACGAGUUCACAGAUUCUUCCUGUGACCUGAAAAGACUCUCCAACGCAACCCACCUGGUAGCUGUGAUGUCACUCAAUGCCUGUGGGACUUAUGUUGAGGAGGACGAUGAUAACAUCGUCUAUAGGAAUGCGAUCACAUCUGCGGACCUAAAUGAAGUCAUUUCCAGACGACAUCAUGAAGAGAUCUCCUUUUCCUGCGUCUAUCCGAAGCGAACCAGCCUGACUCUGGGAUUCACACACAAAGACCCGUACAGCUUCAGAGAGAGAGGCUUUGGUGUGUUCACCUUCCAGUUUGAGUUCUUUGAGACUCAGAAUUUCAGCAGACGAGUGAACCCCAGCAGCUACCCAGUGCAGGUUUACAUCAAGCAGAUGAUCUUCAUGCAGAUCGAGGCGACUUCGUCCAUCCCCAACACCGAGCUCUUUGUGGAGGCCUGCAAGGCAACUCCCUACGACAACCCUAACUCCCACAUCAGCUACACCAUCAUGGAAAAUGGGUGUGUGAAGGACAAAACUGUGCAAAUCUACUCCAGGUCCAGGUCUCAGUUCAGAUUUGGUAUGGAGGCUUUCGAGUUCAUCGGAGCACAAGAUGAGGUCUACAUCACCUGCUCAGUCAUCCUGUGUGAGAGUGAUGUUCCUGGAACCCGGUGCUCCCAGGGAUGCCUCGGGUCCAACUCUGAGAACCAUCGCGGCAAAAGAGAAGCUGCAUCUCAGACCAGCAGUCACUUCAUUUCCCAGGGGCCUUUGCACCUGGUUAAGACUUCUGAGAAGACAGCAUCCGGUCUGAGCCUGAAUCUGGGCGCAAACCUUGUCUUUAUUGCCGGCUGCCUCCUGGCAUGUGGAGUGGUCAUCUACCGAUCGAGGAGGACCAGAACUGGAUACCAGCCCCUGCCAACCUUUGACACAUAAGAUGCUUUCAUCAGCUUGGAUCAGGAUGUAGUGGACAGAGUUUAUAUUUCUCUUUUUCAUGGAAGCUGGAAAAAUUUUCCCUGAAGCAAUCAUAUUGUUUUAAAGUAAUUCUUUUCUGAUAAAAGGUGUAUUUUUCUAUUUUAAGAAUCUACUAAUGAUGAGAAAUCUGGAUAGUGCAAAGUUAUAGAGGGAAAGGGAGCACUGCAAUGUGCCAGUACGCUUUACGAUUGAUUUAAAGAAAUAAAUAAAAUCGUAGAAAGCACUCUGUGGUCCUUCACCCCUGCAUGCACCUUGCAAUCCUUGGUUAGAGGUCUUUUAUCUGUUCUGGUUAAGCUGUAAAAAAAGGGGGCGGAGCUUUUCACCUCAACAUUCUGGAACAACAUGCAGGUGGAAAUAAAAUCAGCUGACUCAGGGUCAUCUUUUUAUUGGGGUUGUUUUUUUAUUAAAAUGCAGUUACAAUGACUUUGAUUUGUAUUUGUACUAUUCCUGUUGCUGAUUAUGGUUUAAUUUGUUGUGUUGAUUUAAGCAUUUUGCUGCAUUUGUUUUGAAAAGUGCUUUAUAAAGUUUAUGAUGUAUUCCUAAA